Caenorhabditis remanei is the source of this 672-nucleotide messenger RNA. RefSeq lists its product as uncharacterized. Gene Ontology annotation, molecular function: alpha-(1->3)-fucosyltransferase activity. The transcript has 3 exons. Gene Ontology annotation, cellular component: membrane. NCBI's taxonomy places the organism in Eukaryota, Metazoa, Nematoda, Chromadorea, Rhabditida, Rhabditidae. The coding region runs from base 1 to 672 and encodes 223 amino acids. The record is from RefSeq and is a predicted model, not a curated record.
AUGAGGGUUCGACCGGCGAGCGUUUAUAGAUACUUGCUUCUUUCAAUUUGUUGCUUUGUUGGAGUUUAUAUGAUAUAUUCAAUCAUCGGAUACGAUGACGGAACUCAUGUCCCUAUCCAUCGUCCACAGCGUCAUCUAUAUCUGACAGUUUCGCAAGAUAGAAUCGGUAGUCGAUUCGGAAAUUUGGCUCCAAAGCGAAUUCUCUAUUGGACUACUGUUUUCGGAGCGACGGUACCUGCAACAAUGCUCUCCGAUUGUCCUGGCCUGACCGAUCGGUGUGUUAUUGAUACCAACCGCCACCAGCUGAGUUCAGCAGACGCCGUCGUUUUCCAUGCAGCUGAUCUUUCGAGAUUCCCCCUUCCAGUGACCAGGAAAGACAAUCAAAUAUUUGUCUUCAACUCGAUGGAAACUCCUGAUAACAGUGGGCGGUUCGCGGUUCCAGAUAAUUUCUUCAAUUGGACGUCAACUCAUCUUUUCUCUUCAGACGCAAUUCAUAAAUAUGGAUCGUUUCUGAUACCUACUCAGAUUGCAGAAAGCCGAGGAUUCAAAGUACAAAGCUACUACGUUCAACCGAAAAGACUCGUGAAAUCGAAAAGCGGAAUAUUCGGAUUGAUUUCGAAUUGUCAUACAACAUCUAAACGAGAACUUGCUCUUCAGGAGCUGGGAAAGUAA